AACAUUUCCGGUAACUUUAAUUCGCAAAGUCUGAUUGUCAAAGUAACGAAUCCUCAAAACAUCAUUAUAAUUCCUCGGUUCGUCAGGUAUGAACCGUAUAUUUAUAUUGUAAACUGAUCCAGGAGUCAACCACGUUGUCUGCAAUAAACUCGCACGCAUCAAUAUUUUGUACAAUAGCAAUUUCAAUGACGGAAUCUGUUCUUUCACCUGAGUGGUAAUUCCAAACCGGAAGUAACGAGUUUCCAUUGACAACGGUUGAAUUGGACAUGGCUUCGAGAAAUAAUUUGUGACUUUAAUUAUCUUUUCCUGAGGUUUCAGGUUGUCGAAACUAAAAUCGAAGCUUAAACUUGACGGUGAUACAUUUAGGAUGACGUUUUUCGAAUCAUUUUUGACAGUUCCUUUUUUUCUCACACAUUGAGACCAAGCAGUCACCCUAUCAUCCAUUCCUGGAGUAAUGUUAAUGAACUAUAAUACUGUUGACUCAGAAUUGACAUAGGACGUUUUUUUAUUUACUUUUCAAACAUAACAGGAAACAGAUGAAAGAUAAAAUUUAUCACUUCACGUGAUUAUAUUUUCUCGGGAAACAUUGAGUUCAGCAUAGGGAACUCAUCCUCGGUGAACUCAGUCUCAAUUUGAAAGUUUCGACGAACGUUCGUGAUGAAAUUUAAUUAUUUGUUGUAUAAAAUCGAGGUUUUUAAGGAUAUUAUAGGAAAGUAAAGGAGUGCUUUUAAUUUUCGCGCGAUAGCGGUACAUGAUGUAUGUUAUAUUCAUCUGUUUACAAGCCUCGAGAACUUGACAGAAACAAAGAUGGAGUGCACCAUAAGAAGGUAGCUGUUACUGGUUAGAUCGGAGGUGAUCGUAUGCUUCGAACAGAAUUGUCGGCAGAAAGAAAUGAAAGUAACAUACCCGACCGUACGUGUUGGAGUAUGACUCACACACUACCAUGUUAGUUUUUUACGGUCCUGUAACUGUGUUUUUUAUAAAUACUUCCGUAUUUGUAUAAAUUGAGAAGUUGGUCAAUCAUGAACGUGCAAAAUUUAAAUAAUGGGCCUCCGUUACUGCGAGCUAUAUUUUCCGGAGCUGCAGACAUACUUGUAGAUUUACUAUUUAAUGGUGCUGAUGCCACUUGGGAGGACUCAGAACAACGGACUCUUUUGCAUGCAGCUGCAUAUAUGGGGAAUUCUGCAAUUGUACAAAUGCUUCUGUUGUAUGGAGCUAAUGCGAAUGCAAAGGAUAAAGAAUGGUUGACUCCAUUGCAUAGGGCCUGUUGCUCAGGACAUCAUGAUGUAGUAGACCUUUUAUUACAGUACAAAGCUGAUGCCACUUUUAGGAAUCAGAGUAGGCAAACUCUUUUACACGUAGCAGCAGCAAAUAAUGCUGUGAAAUGCGCAGAAUUGCUAGUUCCAUACAUAGAUGUUAAUACGACAGACAAAAGUGGUAGAACAAGCUUGCAUUAUGCAGCUUACAAUGGACAUCUUGAAAUGACAAAGUAUUUGAUUCGAAUUGGCUGUGGAGUCGAUGUAAUGGGGAACCGUAGUGCUUUACAUUUUGCAGCAUUUAGAGGGCAUGAUAGUAUUGUGAAGGCACUUAUAGAAGGGAAAGCAGAUGUCAAUGUCGAAGACCGAGAUUUAUAUACUCCGUUACACGCGGCCGCAGCUUCUGGUAGUGUAGGGUGUAUGCAAAUAUUGAUAGAAAAUGGGGCCGAUAUCGAAGCUGCAAACCGGAACGCAAAUACACCACUUCAUAUUGCGUGUUUAAAUGGCCAUGCUGAUGCAGUGAAAGUAUUAAUUUCUUACGGAGCAAACAUUGAGACUGUGAAUAACCGACGGCAAACUCCUUUACACGUUGCCGCUGCCAGUCCCUAUAGUGUUCACUGUUUAGAAGUACUUUUACAAGCCGGUGCAAAGAUCAACGUCCGGUCAAAAGAUGGGCACACGCCUUUACAUGUAACCGCAAUUCAUGGGAGAUUCACAAGAUCAAAAAGUUUACUUGAUGCUGGAGCCGUAGCAGAUAAAAAGGAUAAAAUGAAAAAUACUGCCUUGCAUAUAGCUGCUUGGUUUGGUCACGAAUGUUUAACGACAACUUUGCUAGAAUACGGUGCAUCUCCAGCAGUGCGCAAUGCUGAACUACGUACACCGCUGCACCUGAGUUGUCUAACAGGACAUAUUGAGGUGUGUAGGAAAUUGUUACAAGCCGACAGCCAACGUAUAGAUACCAAAGAUGUUGGUGGUAAAACACCAUUGCAUUUAGCAGCAUUUAAAGGAUCCGUCGAUUGUUUAGAUUUAUUAUUGUCUAACGGAGCUAAUUUUCGGUUAACCGAUAACGAUAUUAGGUUGGCGCUUCAUUAUGCUGCUAGUCAGGGACAUUAUUUUUGUGUUUUCACUUUGGUUGGUUUUGGAAGUGAUUCUAAUGCGCAAGACAUCGACGGUGCCACCCCUUUGCAUUUAGCGGCAGCGUCGAAAUCAACAGACACUGGUGCUCAGUGCGUCCAGUAUUUGCUAAGACAUAGAGCAGAUCCACACUUACGCGACAAACGUGGUUUUACCGCAAUUCACUAUGCUGUGGCUGGAGGAAAUCAACCAGCUUUAGAAGCACUUUUGGAAGCAUGUCCGCAAUUGGAGGCGUCUAAUUGCACGGAAGAACAAGAACCAGCAUUAACACCAUUACACCUUGCCGCGUAUUAUGGGCAUAGUCAAAUAUUGAGUCUAUUGUUACCAUUAUUUCCGAAUACUAAUAUUAAGGAAGACACUGGUAAUACCCCUUUACAUUUAGCUUCUUGUAAAGGUCAUCAAAAAUGCGUUGAACUAUUGUUAAAUCACGGAGCUUUUGUAUCUGUCCAAGACUCUAUUGGAAAACGUACUCCGAUACACUAUGCAGCCGCGGCAGGGCACCAUGCUUGUCUGAUUUUGCUUCUCGAAAACACAAAGGACCCAAGCGUAGUCAAUUGCUACGACGCAAAGCAGCGUACUGCUUUAACGUUGGCAGUGGCGAACAGUAAUACAGAGUGUGUCAUUUCACUUUUGAAAUAUAAAGCUGAUUGUAAUUUGCCAGACAUAAAUAAACACACGCCAUUGUUUCGAGCAGUGCUUACCGAAAACGUUCACCAGCUAGUCAAGUUGUUACUCUCUCAUGGCGCGAAGGUUUUAAUAAAAGAUACAUACGGUAAAACGCCACUGCAUUUAGCCGGCGCUUACGGAAAAGUGGAAGCACUAGCUGCACUGGUUCGUGCAGAACCUAAUGCACUCGUCGUGACAGAUGAUCAAGGUUGCACAGCUCUUCAUUGGGCGUGUUACACUGGAAAUUCCAAUUGCGUCACAUUUAUGCUAAGACAAAGAUUUAUCACUUCUUUAGAUAUAUUAUUAGAAGGCGGUUCAUUUUCUGCUGCCCAUUGCGCUGUGUAUCAGGGAUCAGUCGAUUGUUUGAAGUUGUUAAUUCAUAAAUUUGGAGGGAAAACUAUUGCCGCGCUCAGAGAUAGUCCGGGUGAUCGCCUGCCUUUACAUGUAGCAGCCAGUUCAGGAACAUUAGAAUGUGCCAGAUUAAUUUUGAAUUCUGUUGGCCCAGAAUUAGCUGGAUUAGAGGCUACAGAUUCUCUAGGGCGAACACCACUUCUUUGUGCUGCCAUUACUGGUCAAUACAAAGUCAUUCAAUUAUUAUUGGAACGGAAGGCUGAUGUAAGUGCGGUCGAUAGUAAUAAAAAUACGGCGCUGCAUUUAGCUUGUCAAAGGUGUCAAUGUGCUGCUUCGAUUUUAUUAAAUUGGAUAGAUUCGAUUCAUUCCAACGAGGAAAAUGAAUCGCAAGGGGAACAGAAACGAAUAGCGGUUAUUAAUAUGGCCAACAAGCAACAGAGGACACCGUUGCAUUUAGCAGCUAGAAAUGGAUUUGUGAAAGUAACAAAACGUUUAUUGCAACUAGGAGCAAGUGUCGUAGCGGUGGAUGCUGAGGGUCUUACUCCUGCACUAGCCUGUGCCCCAAAUCGUGCUGUGGCGCAUUGUCUGGCAACUAUACUUGCUGCUCACAGUCAACAUUUGGAAACUGUGCAACACUUGCCAACCAUUCAGCAGCUAUCAGAAGAACUAUGCGACGAUAUAAAGAAGGCAUCUGAAGAGAAUGCGGGUUUAAUCGAGGAGAGUGAAAGGACAGACACCACUCCUCUCACGAAUUCUCAGCAUUAAUAUGCUGUUGGUUCAUACGGUUAGACGAUAAUCAAAACCAUAAAGAAAGCGUACAGCGAAGACUUCAUUUGCCGUUAAUUAAUUAACCGUUCGCGACCAUAAAGAAUCGACUCGCAUCCGGUUAAAUUAUUUCACGGCUGCGACACUUCCAGAACGUUGCGCACAACGGGACGCCACGUGCUCAAAAAAAGACAACCGCGCAUCAUUAAGUAUACACAAACCUCGAACCUCGAUUUUUAACAAUAAUCUCUCGACCGUGAAGGACUUUUAUGAACACAGCCACAUUUUUAAUAGAAGAUAAUUUGCCAUUUUUUCAUUUGCCAUUCAAUGGUGGUUGACUGCCGCUCAAACAUUUAUACGUAACACUGUAAAAUAACUCUUAACUCAACCGUUGUAAAUAUGACCCAGUACACUGAGUAACGGAAACGAAGACAGAGUUUUUAUUCAGCAUCUCAGCAAUCAAGACAUCGCGAUGGAAAGCGGCUCCAGCGCAUAUCAUUUUUAUGCUGUCCGUAUACACCGAUUUUGUAUGUAAUCUAUGCGAAACGCGCGUGAACUCAGAUACUUUAUUUUUCUCUGAAAGAUAGAAUUAACCAGUAACCACUGUACAUAUUAAUAAAUAUUUUUUAAUACCGUAACCAUAUAUUAACACGAGUUCCAGAGAAAAUUUAAUAUUGUACCACAUCGAAAUCGCUGUAUAACUUAAGUGCUACUGGCAGUAUCAUGCAUCUUAUACUACAUACAUGACCAUUUGUAAUCAAUA
Messenger RNA from Nomia melanderi (Alkali bee), 4935 nucleotides. RefSeq lists its product as uncharacterized. Gene Ontology annotation, molecular function: protein binding. The record is from RefSeq and is a predicted model, not a curated record. NCBI's taxonomy places the organism in Eukaryota, Metazoa, Arthropoda, Insecta, Hymenoptera, Halictidae.